CUUGAAGAAAUAUUGUAAUAAUUGUGGGAAAUACACUUCCAGUUCUUAUUAAUAGAGCCAACUCCAUCCAUAACCAUGUUGUUCAACAAUCACCUAAAAGAUGAAGUUAUUUGCAUUAUGAGUCUAUUUGUGAUUAGCAUGAAUAACUUUCUCCUUUGUAAAAAACCAAAGAAAUCAGCAGCUUGUGAUCAGCUGAGUGGACCCUUUGUGCCACAGUACUUUCUCCUCCCCUUCAUUUGUUUACAUUUCAUUUAGUGAGUUUCUCUAAACUACAAAAUGGGUUCUUCUGAGAAAAUGAAACGUAUCAGCUAUAUGGAUCCAGUCUUGUUCAAAGCUGCAGCUGAAGGCGAUAUCGAUCCCUUUGAGAAAUAUCAAACCUGCCUUGAUCAGUUAUUGACUCCAGACGAGAACACCAUUCUUCAUGUCUACUUAGGAAACCAAAGUAGGGAACCGGAACUCACUGAUUUUGUUGUUAUAAUUCUUGAAAUGUGUCCACCACUGUUAUUCCAAGCCAAUAAGAAAGGUGAAAUCCCACUCCAUUUGGCAGCAGCAUAUGGUCAUUCCAAUGUGGUAAAGGUCCUCAUUGACCGUGCCAAAGCUCUACCUACUGAUUCAGAGAGCGGAGUAACAGAAGCAAAAAAGAUGUUGAGGAUGACCAAUGAAGAGCAAGAUACAGCGUUGCACGAGGCAGCUCGACAUAGGCGGAGCCAUGUGGUGGAAAUAUUGACUAAAGAGGACCCUGAGUUUCCAUAUUCGGCCAAUGUUCAUGGAGAAACUCCACUUUAUAUUGCUGCUUCCAUUAUCACGAGGUGGAGGGAAGAACGAGGAAAGGUAGUCGAUGGAAUCCUCGGAAAUUGCAUCUCAGUGGACUAUGGCGGCCCUAAUGGUAGAACUGCUCUAAACGCGGCAAUCAGGGUGCGAGAUGAUGAGACAGCAAGAAAAUUGUUAGAAAAAGAAAAGAAAUUGACGCAAACAACCGAUGAGAACGGCUGGUCACCACUUCACCACGCUGCCUGUUAUGACUGGUCUCCUCGUAUAGUGCAAGUAUUACUAGAAAAUGAUGCGUCUGCGGCCUACAUUGCUGAAACAGAGAAGAGGAGAACAGCACUUCACAUUGCUGCUAUUCAAGGACAUGUAAACGCAAUGAAAGAGAUUGUUUCUCGAUGUCCAGCUUGUUGUGAGCUAGUUGAUAACAGAGGUUGGAAUGCUCUUCACUAUGCUGUGGCAAGUAAAGAUAGAGUAGCAUUCGUCCACUGUCUGAAGAUUCCAGAGCUUGCAAGACUUGGAACGAAGAAGGAUGACAAAGGAAACACGCCCUUCCAUCUAAUUGCUGCUUUAGCGCACCAGCAGAAGCAAUGGCAACGUGUUUUAUUUAACGAUAGUUAUGGUUAUAGUGGAAGGGAGAUAAGAUGUGGUCUUAAUAAGCGACAGCUAAGCGUCGACGACAUUUAUGAAGGAAAUUUUGCAGAGAUACAGAAAGAGCUUGUAAAAUCCCUUGAAGAUGUUGGCAGUGGACCGAUUGGUCGCGGUCCCUUUGUUAUGAAAGGAGAGGAAGAGAAAAACAAUAAGGAGAGAAACAAAGAAGAAGAGGAAGCUUUGAGUAAAGCAAGGGAGUCUCAUCUAGUUGUUGCGGCGCUGAUAGCAACGGUGACAUUUGCAGCAGCAUUCACCCUACCUGGCGGUUACAAGAGCGACCAAGGUCCAAAUGAAGGCACUGCAAUUCUUGCUAAAAAAGCUGCUUUUAUAGUAUUUGUUAUGUCAGAUGCAAUGUCAAUGGUGCUCUCUCUUUUAGCUGUCUUUAUCCAUUUUAUGAUUUCGCUGAUUCAUGGUUUUAAAAUGGUAAAGGAUGAAGCGAUGGAUGAGAAUACCACUGGGAUAUUAUUUGGGUAUGCCAUGUUGCUGACAAUGAUUGCCAUGGGUACAAUGAUUAUCGCAUUCAUCACGGGCACAUAUGCGGUUCUAGAGCCUUCCUUGGGGCUUGCUAUCAGCACUUGUCUUAUUGGUCUGAGUUUCUUCUUCCUUGUGUAUUUAGUGUGUAGGUUCAUUUACAAGAAUUUAAUAAGUUAAAUUUACCGGUGAAACAAUCAAUUCUAAAUUUUAUAUCAAAUAAAACUCCGAUGUAUAUUUUUUUAAAA
Molecule: messenger RNA, 2135 nt
Organism: Populus nigra (black poplar)
Lineage: Eukaryota; Viridiplantae; Streptophyta; Magnoliopsida; Malpighiales; Salicaceae
Product: protein ACCELERATED CELL DEATH 6-like
Exons: 3
Coding region: 277-2067 (596 amino acids)
Cellular component (GO): plasma membrane
Molecular function (GO): protein phosphatase regulator activity; protein phosphatase 1 binding
Source: RefSeq, a predicted model, not a curated record